UAAAACUACGUGGGCCCAUUUCAGUCCGAUUCGCUCAAUCCAUGAAUCAAUUAAACCGAUUCACUGAAAGAUCCGAUUCAUUCGAACAAUUCGUUCACGCUAGCGUGAGAGAGGAGUUCCGCUGCGGGGCCGCUGCUGCUGCUGUCUGGGGCCGAUAUGCAGAGGCGGGCCGGGGAAAAGAGGCACAAGAAGGGAAGGAUCUCAGAGCAAGAAACCUGAACCCGGUGAUCAUAUUCGUCGCUCAGAAGCGGUAUUAAAACAGGAAAGGGCCGUUUGUAUGUGAGUUCAGCCUCGCUCUCUUUGAGAAGCACUAGCCAGCUAAAGCUAGUCAUGUAGCGCUCCAUUCACACGGACGCCAAACAUGGACACGACUGCACACAAUACUUGUGUUUUUCAUCGUUUCUGUGGCUAACAAACUCUAGGAUGAACGGAUCCCAAUGGCAAUAGAGUGCAGAUGGAGGGGCGUUGUGGAUUUAGCUAGACAUUCACCCAGAGAAAACACUCUCGUCCUCCGUUGAAUCUGUGGGCUUUGAUUCCCUCGAACCCGAUAAAAGUGCUCCUCCGGUGUUGUUUUGGUCAUAAAGCGCCUCGAUAAGAAGUGCUGUGGUAUUUUUGUUUUUUAUGGCAGUUGCUGAGCACAUAAAGUUAGCUGUAGCUUAAUCCUGGAUCAGACCAAAUGAAGGAGUAUAAGGUGGUUGUGCUGGGCAGCGGCGGCGUGGGCAAGUCCGCACUCACGGUCCAGUUUGUGACCGGGACAUUCAUAGAGAAAUAUGACCCGACCAUCGAGGACUUCUAUAGGAAGGAGAUCGAGGUGGAUUCGUCCCCCUCGGUGCUGGAGAUCUUGGACACCGCUGGGACCGAGCAGUUCGCCUCCAUGCGAGAUCUGUACAUCAAAAACGGGCAAGGCUUCAUUUUAGUCUACAGCCUUGUCAAUCAGCAGUCAUUUCAGGACAUCAGACCAAUGCGGGACCAGAUCGUUCGUGUGAAGCGCUUCGAGAAGGUGCCUCUGAUCUUGGUGGGGAAUAAGGUGGACCUGGAGUCCGAGCGGGAGGUGGCGGGUUCUGACGGACGUGCCCUCGCACAAGAGUGGGGCUGUCCCUUCAUAGAGACCUCAGCCAAGAGCAAGAGCAUGGUUGAUGAGCUGUUCGCUGAGAUUGUGAGGCAGAUGAACUACACCGCUUUGCCCGAGAAGCAAGAGCAGUGCUGCACCGCAUGCGUUGUGCAGUGACCGUCCUGGCCUUACUUGCAGUCCAGACACAUGAUCCAGAUGGAUGCUCUCUUGAACCAGUCUCUGAUCACAUGACCCUCUGAGCCACACCUGUGCCACUGAGCCCCUUGAACUCUGACACUUAGGACAUCUGGCCGAGGCUUGGCUUUGC
Sinocyclocheilus rhinocerous is the source of this 1379-nucleotide messenger RNA. RefSeq names its product ras-related protein Rap-2c-like. Gene Ontology annotation, cellular component: membrane. Gene Ontology annotation, molecular function: GTP binding; GTPase activity. The record is from RefSeq and is a predicted model, not a curated record. The transcript is spliced from 3 exons. NCBI's taxonomy places the organism in Eukaryota, Metazoa, Chordata, Actinopteri, Cypriniformes, Cyprinidae. Bases 677 to 1228 code for a protein of 183 amino acids. Gene Ontology annotation, biological process: Rap protein signal transduction.